AUUACAAAAAUUAUUGUAUUCACAGGAACCAUUGGAGCUGAAAAGACUACAUGUGCGAAAUUAUUUGAAGAUUAUUUGAAACAAAGAGGAUUUUCUGUUUAUCGAUUUAUUGAAACAUUACUUGAAGUUUCUGAAGAACUUGAACUGUUUUACAAAACUCAAAACUUUCUGUUUUUUCAAUAUGUGGUUAUUAAUCUCUAUAAAGAAAAAGCAUCACGUAUUAAAACUUUAAUGAAUUAUGAUUAUAUUAUUAAAGAUUAUACUAUCAGAGACGUGAAUAUAUUUAACAAUUUUGUUAAAAAUGAGGAUGAACGAGAAUAUGUAGAUAAGAAAGUUAUUAAAACUGAUCAUCUUGAAUUUUAUAAGAUUGUUUAUGUAGACCCACCUCUUAGAACAACAACUAGACAUAAAAAGAAAUAA
This is a messenger RNA of Cetraspora pellucida, 420 nucleotides long. Lineage: Eukaryota; Fungi; Glomeromycota; Glomeromycetes; Diversisporales; Gigasporaceae. The record is from the annotation of a GenBank genome assembly.